Prorocentrum cordatum is the source of this 453-nucleotide messenger RNA. NCBI's taxonomy places the organism in Eukaryota, Dinophyceae, Prorocentrales, Prorocentraceae. The record is from the annotation of a GenBank genome assembly.
AAAGCGGCGAAGAUUGAGAACAUCCUUGGUGAUUUCAAAGGGCUGAGCACGAUUGCAAACGCAGGGGCAGCCAAGAAAAAAGAGAACAUCGCCAAGGUGGUAGUUUCUUCUGGAAACGUCAAGGAGUCGAAAGAGGACGUGGCUGAAAUUUUUGCGUCUUUCUACGAGGCGCUCUACGCGGGGGCGGCGGAUCAGCUGCAUCUUGGCGAGACACCAGGCGAGACUGCACCGGAUUUCACGAUGCCUGAGCUGACGGCUGCCAUCCGGUCCAUGAAAAACGGCAAUCGCAGGGACUCGUCCGGCAUCGUUGCGGAGAUGUUGAAGAACAGCAGCCAGAGUCUGCGGGAAAGAUUGGGCGACUGGGUUGCGACGCAGACGAACAGGAAAUUGAGAUUCGCCUUCAACACAGAUUCCUGCACGCUGGGAAAACGGAACACGCGGCUGCUGCACUGG